AUGCAUUCCUGGUCAAGGUUAACCUCCCAUCUGUUUCCCGACUUCUCUAAAAUACAUUCCGAAUUAUCUCAACUUAUCGCUGGAAGUAUGCAAUGCAGAGACUUAAGGUGGUUCAAGGGAACAUUACUCAGAAGUUUGCAAAAUCAGCAGUCUGAUCCCCCUUCCAGUCACAAUUCAUACAACAUUUGCGUGGGUCCCCUUGUCACAAUAAGUGGUAAUUUGGCAUAA
This is a messenger RNA of Brugia pahangi, 228 nucleotides long. NCBI's taxonomy places the organism in Eukaryota, Metazoa, Nematoda, Chromadorea, Rhabditida, Onchocercidae. The record is from the annotation of a GenBank genome assembly.